GUCGCCGAAGAUGAGCGCGAACAAUAUGCAGGCGCUCUUUGCGUGCUCCCGGUGCUUCUCCAGGCAUCCCUUCGAGGACCUUUCACCCGGACAACAGUUGUGCAAGGAAUGCAGAGGAGCCUUUCCCGUAGUAAAAUGUACAUACUGUAGAUCAGAAUUCCAGCAAACCAUAAAGGGUAACACGAGCACCAUAUGUAAAAAAUGUGAGCAAAAUGUAAAAUCCUAUGGCAAGCCAUCGGCUUGCGAAUACUGCAAUACCAUUGCUGCGUUUAUCGGUAGCAAAUGCCAACGGUGUACAAAUUCGGAAAAACGCUAUGGACCGCCAGUUACAUGCGAGCAAUGCAAGCAGAAGUGUGCCUUUGAUAGACAGGACGAAGAUAAGAAGGUUGAUGGCAAGUUGUUAUGUUGGCUGUGUACUCUGUCGUAUAAACGAGCGUUGGCGAGGACAAAGCAAUCAAACGCAGAAAGAAGAGCACAUAUGAAAUUGGCGCAACAGCGGGCUGCGAAGCACAAAGAACAAAAACUGAAAGGCCACAAUAAAAGACCACACAGAGUCGAUGUAACAAAGCUGCCGCCACAGUCAGAAGGUGGAGACACAAAUGGUCCUAUUCCUGUGAAAGCAGCAAGGAUGGCCGGCGUGCACGAUCCUCACGAUCCGAAUAGUUCAGAUCACGUGGUAGCGGUUACACAACUCAAAGAGAAGAUAGCGAAUCUACAAAAGCAAAUCAGCAUAAAAGAGAGCCAAUUAUUAGCAAAAGAUAGACAAAUCACUGAACUCAAGGCAAAAAACUUUACGUCCGAAACGGAACUUCGCAAUAAGAUGAAAGCAUCGGAGAAAGAGUAUGAGACAAAAAUCUCUAACAUGCAGCACAAGAUAUCUAGUUUAUUGAAAGAAGUAGCAUCAUUAUCGAAAACGUCCAAGCGAGGUGAUAGGGUAGCUGCUACCAAGACGGAAGCUGGGACCAACAGUGGGAGUGGAACAGACAGCCCCAUACCUUGAUAAAAGAAUUGGUUAGCUGUGACAACAUACUCAAAUGAUUGUACCCGUGUAAAUCAUGUGAUUAUGGAUAUAGUUAAUUGUUUUCAUUAACAAGGCAAAAUUGUAUUAUUUUUCUAAUUACUAUAUAGGAAUGUAUAUUAUUCUCUCAAUACGCAUCCAAAAAAGAUCGUACUAGUAUCUCCGUUUAGGGGAGAUUGAUUACGCGAGUGUAAAAUUUAUACAUGAUAAUUUAAAGAUACACUGUUAAAAAUAUGAAAUU
Trachymyrmex cornetzi is the source of this 1259-nucleotide messenger RNA. RefSeq names its product protein FAM76A. Bases 11 to 1000 code for a protein of 329 amino acids. Lineage: Eukaryota; Metazoa; Arthropoda; Insecta; Hymenoptera; Formicidae. The transcript is spliced from 7 exons. Gene Ontology annotation, cellular component: nuclear speck. The record is from RefSeq and is a predicted model, not a curated record.